ACACCGGUCGUCCAACGUCGGCACCGCAGGCGGCCCGGCCCCGCCCCCCUACCCCCGCGAGAGAGGGAGAGAGAGCAAAAGGAGAGAUAGAAGCAGACGGAUAGAGAGAAAGAGCGCGAGCGCACGCGCGCGCGAGAGAGAGAGAGAGAGAGAGAGCGAGAGAGAGAGCGAGACAUAUUUACACAAACGCUGUGA
This is a messenger RNA of Priapulus caudatus, 195 nucleotides long. Its product is annotated as U1 small nuclear ribonucleoprotein 70 kDa-like. The transcript has 3 exons. The record is from RefSeq and is a predicted model, not a curated record. NCBI's taxonomy places the organism in Eukaryota, Metazoa, Priapulida, Priapulimorpha, Priapulimorphida, Priapulidae. The annotation marks the transcript as partial.